AUGCUUCAGCAAGACAUCAAGACCAAGGGCCUCCCGGACUUGAAAUUUGUGCCUCUACUACUCCGCACGGGCUGGAUGUGUUUGGGACUUGCCUACAAUCUCCUCAUACUCGCUCUUCUCGUCCGCCUUUGGUACAGACCCAGCUUCACAUUUUCUCACCAGUGGGGCUACUUUGCUAUUCAAAUUCUGCCCCCUAUCCUUGGCAGUAUAACAUCGUCGCUCAUGCGAGCUGUUAUGAUCAGUCUCUAUCGCGUCAUGCCAUUCAUACUAGCAGCAGAACCAAAAGGAUCUACCUUCAAAGCGACUAUUCUUGCUUCGUAUUUCCCGGGACUCGAUCUGUGGAGCUCGAUCCGCACUAAGAAUGGGUUGCUCAUCUCUGGCUGGAUCAUAGACUUCUUGGUCGCUUUCAUCCUAGCCUUCAAAUCGAGUCUACUUAAUACUGAUCGUUACAGCGAUUACGUCGACGUCGUGGUCACUGACUGGGCAGUCCUGUUUCUCAUUGUAAUCUACGCUCUCAUGAUCGGUUACAACCUAAUCCUUAUCUGUAAACUAUACAAUCGUGUCACUGGAUUAAGGUGGGACCCAGUUUCGAUUGCGGAUCACUUCACUCUCCUCCGUCAUAGCGACUUCCUCGAUAGGUUCGAAGGCACAGACAUAGCGACUAGAGGCUCAAUAGAGAAACUUAUUGGGCACGAAGGUCUCAAACUUGGUUAUUGGAAACGAGCUGACGAAGUCUGGCACGGAUUUGGGUUAUUCCCUGGUCGAGAGAAGCGGAGCUCAGGCUCCAGAAACGCACCGGAAAACGAGUUCGGAGAGCAGAUCGAGCUACAGAUCACGAAACCUACAUCUCGAGCAGUUGAUACCCAGAACUAUUCCUCACGGGUAGUUUCAGAGACUCGUUACCGUUCGGUUUGGCUGAACUUUGAACACUGGAUGGCAUAUAUCUGGAUGCUGAUGACCUUGGUACUAUUUGCCGCAUUCACUACUGGCCUGAUUGUUGGACUUGUGGAUGGCAAGUCUAUUUCCAUAUCGUACGGUUGGGCAUCCGCACUCUUUCAGUUCGUCCCUACAGUUCUCAUCAGCCUCUACAACUGGUUUUGGCACGACUUAGAUCUUUUCGCCCGAUCGACGCAGCCCUUUCGAGGAAUGGUGCAAUCGGAAACCGCAACGAAAACGCUACUCCUCGACUACAACACUCUCCCUCCUUUCGUCGUGACGUACUCCGCGUUCUCCAACAAGCACUAUCGAGUGGCAUUUACGUCAAUCGUAGCCAUCGUGCAGCGGAUCCUUCCGGUUCUCGCAGCCGGAUCAACCACAGUCAUCCCUGAAGACCAAGGAGUGACGAUUUUUGCGUCCAAGCCGAUUUUUAUCAUCAUCGCUGCUUGGCUCGGACUCUAUUGUAUCUUCAUUCCGCUUGAGGUGUUUGGCUGGAAUACCUUCAGCAGCUAUGGUAAUCGACACCUCCCGCGGUGCUAUGAUGCUAUCUCAGAUCUCAUAUCCUGGACAUAUGCUAGCAAGAUUCUCCGCUCAAACGAUGGCAAUGCAUUCGAUAUCAACAUGCUAAACAAGGAAAUGGCUGAGAGAUGGUACAUGAACGCCCGUUUAGUGACCGAGCUAGACAGUAGUGGAAAGGAUUUCGCGCGAUACUCAUUCGGCUUGUACGAGUCCGUCAAUCAUAGAGGCGUACAGUGUCUAGGUUUUGACGUUGUCUCAAACGUGAAGACAGUUAAGCGGCGGAGGAGGCAAGACCCGAAAGCAGCAGAGCGAAGCAUCGUUAUGCAUAAGCCGAAAGACUUGGUUCAUCUUCUGGGCGAGAAAAGUGAGCGGCAGACCGACACGCGGACGAACUUCCAGCAGACUAUUCCGGGUCAAGACCAAGAAGCGUAA
Molecule: messenger RNA, 1887 nt
Organism: Boeremia exigua
Lineage: Eukaryota; Fungi; Ascomycota; Dothideomycetes; Pleosporales; Didymellaceae
Exons: 3
Coding region: 1-1887 (628 amino acids)
Source: RefSeq, a predicted model, not a curated record